AUGGCUGGUUACCGAUCACCACCGAUGAGCUUUUCAGAACGACGAGGUAGCGUCCUCAGUGACGACCUCGUGUUGGACACGGCCGGUUCCAUGUCCAACCCCCGACUCGACAAGAUAAUCCAGCCCCGACCUUACGCUGGUCCUCCUACCCCGAGUAUGACCACGCCUGCUGCCGAUUUCGACCAACAGCUCACUGGAUCGCCUCCCCCUCCUCCAACCCCAGCUGCCUCUCCUGGCCCGUCUCGCUAUGAGCCGGACUGGAGUGAUGCUGCUGAUGACGAAGACUUCUUUCUCGCUAAAGUUCGAUCACAUUUCAAGGAUUGUUCUGGGCCGCAGCGUACACGCAUACUCGCGGAUCUUCUCAAUUUGUGCACAAGUCCCCAGCUGAGCUUUGUUCAUCAAUUUGUCAGCCCGUUGCUUAAGAAGGAUCCGUUUACCAGCUUACCUGACGAGAUUUGCUUAAGGAUACUCUCAUUCAUUGAUGACCCCAAAGUUCUUGCCCGCGCAUCUCAGGUUUCCAAAAGAUGGCGAGAUCUACUAAGUGACGACAUGACAUGGAAGAAUCUCUGCAUGAAGCACGACUAUCAAAGACGACUUUCGGAGGUGGAGAGCGCAAGCAAUCCCAUGGCGGCCAGACCGUCUGUCCGACCUCUGAAUAACGUUGACUCGAAGAUGUCCAAUGUGUUCUUGCCCAACCUCUUCCCGAGUAAUCCAUCCGGCUCACGAAGUUUUGACGGUACCAUGACGACUACCAAGUCCGGGAGACCCAAACUCAGGUCGUAUAAAUCCCACUUCAAGCAGCGCUACCUGGUUGAGGCUGCUUGGAGAUCCGGUGGUUCCUGUGUUGCAAGGAAUAUAACUCAAGAAGGCGGCGUUGUAACCAGUCUUCACCUAACUCAAAAGUAUAUCAUCUUGGCUCUUGAUAAUGCCAAGAUCCAUGUAUUUGACAGCGAGGGUAAUUCACAACGUACUCUCCAAGGUCACAUCAUGGGGGUUUGGGCCAUGGUGCCCUGGGGUGACACACUUGUCAGUGGAGGCUGCGACCGUGAUGUUCGCGUCUGGAACCUGAAGACUGGGGCCUGCCUCCACACGCUGCGUGGCCACACCUCCACAGUUCGCUGCCUGAAGAUGGCAGAUGAAAACACCGCCAUUUCAGGUUCCCGAGACACGACGCUCCGAAUCUGGGACAUUCGGACUGGUCUCUGCCGAAUAGUGCUUGUCGGCCAUCAAUCCAGUGUACGGUGCCUGGAGAUCAAGGGCGAUAUCGUUGUAUCUGGCAGCUACGAUACUUCUGCCCGGGUCUGGAGCAUAUCUGAAGGACGAUGUCUUCAAACCCUUUCUGGCCACUUCAGUCAGAUUUACGCUAUUGCUUUUGAUGGCAAGAGAGUUGUAACUGGCAGUCUUGAUACCAACGUCAGGAUCUGGAAUCCUACAACUGGUGAAUGCCUUGCUAUCCUUCAAGGCCAUACAUCGCUCGUCGGGCAACUUCAAAUGAGAGGAGAUACUCUUGUCACCGGCGGCUCUGAUGGCUCUGUGAGAGUAUGGUCCUUGGAGAAAAUGUGCCCUAUUCACAGGCUUGCCGCGCAUGAUAACAGUGUCACAUCCUUGCAGUUUGAUGAUACACGGAUCGUCAGCGGGGGGAGUGACGGCAGGGUGAAGAUAUGGGACCUAAAGACUGGACAUCUAGUGCGAGAGCUCCUCGCUCAAGGAGAAGCCGUCUGGAGGGUGGCAUUUGAAGAUGAGAAGUGUGUUGCAUUGGCCCUCAGACAGGGGCGAACAGUCAUGGAGGUUUGGACAUUUUCUCCACCAGAGGAGGCGCUAUACGACCGUCCACCUUCAUUGCAGCAGCGUGUGAUUGAGGAUAACCCAGACCGACCUUUAAGCGCCAUGGCACUGGACUAUCUUGGCCCCCAACCAAUGAGCACAGGCUCCAGUCAGGAUGGUGCCAUCCGCGGUGUCAGUGUUGAUGGUGGCCCAGCCUCCAGUAGAGGCGGAAAUACGACAUUCUUUCAUGACGACUAA
Clonostachys rhizophaga is the source of this 2022-nucleotide messenger RNA. Lineage: Eukaryota; Fungi; Ascomycota; Sordariomycetes; Hypocreales; Bionectriaceae. The record is from the annotation of a GenBank genome assembly.